GUAUUUGCUGUAUUAUACUAAUGAAAUGAGCUAAGGUAGUAGUGUAGUCCAGUUAACUUUUUACACUCAUGGGCAGGCACUGUGUAGCCCCGCCCCCAUCGGGGUAUUUCCUGCGUAGUAAGCUUUAAGAGUUGAGCUUCAACUUCCCAAAUAUGACCAGUGCAAGUUUACACUCUUCUUCUGAAACCGUUUUUCUGCAAAGUGUCCGUCUCGCUCAGCUUUAUGGCUUAUUAAUGUGCUCGGGGAGUGAAAACUGAACCAUGUCAUGUGAGAAACAGACCAAAACACUCGUUUUUAACUUUUUGUUUGUUUUGUGCUGUCAUGUGUGUUUAAAGGAAAACAGUUAAAUAUGGCGUUUGGUCGUUGAAAGUGAACAGGCGGAGUGUGCUGAUUUCUGACCAUGGCCGAUCCCACGAAGAAGCUGAAAAAGCCCGACGUGAAAAUUGUCAUGCUGGGUGACAUGAAUGUGGGGAAAACAUCUUUGCUCCACAGGUACACCGAGAGGAAAUUCAAGGAUACAGUGAGCACAGUUGGAGGGGCGUUCUUUCUCAAGCAGUGGGGACCCUACAAUAUCUCCAUAUGGGACACUGCAGGUCGGGAGCAGUUCCAUGGUCUUGGCUCUAUGUACUGUCGUGGUGCGGCUGCAGUCAUCCUCACCUAUGACAUGACCAGUUGGCAAAGCUACGUAGAGCUGGAGGACCGCUUCCUAUCCCUAACCGACACUGCCAAUGCCGACUGCAUCUUUGCCAUAGUAGGCAACAAAGCUGACCUGACUGACUCGCAUGCCCAGGCUUCAAAUCCAGAGGGAGAGGAGGGGACCGAGCCUGCACGCUUGUCUCUUUCUUCUUCCUCACUUCAGCGCAAACAGGUGAACAGAGAGGAUGCCAUGGCUCUGUAUGGACGUGUGCUACUUUACAAAGGGCUGGACCAGAAGGCCUGUCUGCCCGCUGAAAGCAUGUGCUUUGAGACCAGUGCUAAAACUGCCUACAAUGUGGAUGUGUUGUUUGAAACAGUGUUUGACUUGGUGGUGCCCUCAAUCCUGAAGAAGCGGAGUGAAGGCGAGAGCUCCACUGUUGACCUGGAAGCACCCAGCACAGGCAAGAGGACUAAAGCUGGCUGCUGUGCCUAGGAGGAGGGUCAAGAAAGGGAAUGCGGAUUUACUCCUUAAUACAGUGAAGGCACAGAAGGUUGUUUACAUUUCAUGGGAAAUUCUGCAAACCCUUUCUGUUAGAAUUUUCUAUAAAUCAUUUGUAAUGAUCAGUGUUGAGAAUUAUUACUCACCAUAAAAAAAAAGUAUUAGUCGAGUUCAAGACAGUAUGAAGACAACACUUAAGUUGUUCAACAGUAUUUUUAACUUGCCCUGCUGUAAUGACACACAAUUUUAUGUGAUGCACUGUGAUUCUUGGUGCUUCCACUUAUCACCUUUUUUUAAAUGAAACCAUCUUGUAACAAAUGUGCAAAAAUAUAAAUAAAAAGUAUGAAUUUUAUCCAUUAGAAAAAUAAACGGUACACAUGAUCGUAAGUUAGCAUGCAGAUAAUCUUCAUUUAUCCAUCUUCAGUACCUGCUUUAUCCUGGUCAGGGUGACAGUGGAUCCAGUGAUGUAGAGGAGCCCCCUUGUGGUGGGGGCAAAAAAAAGCCAGACCACAAAUAUAGCAAGAAGAAGUUCAAGGUAAGGGUAUUUUCUGAACUAUUAGCUGCCUUAAAAUCAGAUAGGCGUAGAAAUUCCUCUUCCCCAAGCUUGGUGUUGUAACAUGCACGUCGAUGAGAUUUUUGCAAUGUACACUAUAUGACCAAAAUUAUGUGGCUACUUAACCAUUACAAUCACAUAUGCUUGUUAAACAUCCUAUUCCAGAGUUUGUCACCCCUUUGCUGCUAUAACACUCUGUCCCACUCUUCUGGGAAGGCUUUUUGCUAUAGUUUGGAAUAUGGCUUUGGGGAUUUGCCCAUUCUGACAAAAGGAUUAGUGAGAUCAGGCACUGACGUCGGGCCAGGAGGCCUGCGGUGUAGUCGGCAUUCCAGUUCAUCCUAAAGGUGUUCAGUGGGUUUGAGGUCAGGGCUCGGUGCAGGCCAUUAGAGUUCUUCCACACCAACCUUGGCAAACCAUGUAUUUAUGGUUCUCGCUUUGUGCACAGGGGCAUUAUCAACAGGUUUGGGGUUUUACUUCCACUGAAGGGAAAUCCUAAAACUACAGUAUAGAAGGACAUUCUAUACUAUAUUGAGUGCUUCAAACUUUUUUGACAACAUUUUGGGGAAGGCCCACAUAUGGGUGUGAUUGUCAGUUGUCCUCAUACAGUACUUUAAUCUAAAUAGUGUCGUUUCACCCCUAUUAAUUAUACUGCUGAGUGCACCACCCUGCCUCCCACAGAUACUCAUAAUAGUAUUAAUUAUGUUUUUCUUUUUACACUUUGUCAUGGGUAAUAUGUUUGGAAUGAUGGAAAGAAAUGCCUCAACUUAUCCAACUAUAUUACAGUUGUCAGUGUUAUGUGAGUUUGAUGAAGCUGGUUGUUGAAUGUUUGCCUUGUUUUGUGUUUAACAGAUUCUUUACCCAUAUAGCAGUAGCCAUGUUUAUAACUCAAAAUGUCACAAAACAUUCAUGUUCAUCCUUAAAGAGACAAUAAUCAUAAACCUGUCCUGAUGAUC
Messenger RNA from Pangasianodon hypophthalmus (striped catfish), 2641 nucleotides. Its product is annotated as ras-related protein Rab-20. The coding region runs from base 401 to 1129 and encodes 242 amino acids. Gene Ontology annotation, biological process: intracellular protein transport. Gene Ontology annotation, cellular component: endomembrane system. The record is from RefSeq and is a predicted model, not a curated record. Gene Ontology annotation, molecular function: GTPase activity; GTP binding. NCBI's taxonomy places the organism in Eukaryota, Metazoa, Chordata, Actinopteri, Siluriformes, Pangasiidae. The transcript is spliced from 2 exons.